AUGGAUGCGAUUUUGUCGGACUUUCGGGGGGGAGACGUUUUAUGCGAGCUUCUUGGAAGAGAGGGCGUGAAGCAUAUCUUUGGCUACCCCGGCGGCGCAUCUCUUCCGUUAGUGGACAGCCUCUACCGAGCCCAGCGAUUCGAAUUCAUACUUGCACAUCAUGAGCAGGGAGCGGGGCAUAUGGCAGAAGGCUACUACCGAACCAGCAAAAAGCCCGGCGUGGUUAUGGUGACUUCAGGGCCCGGGAGUUCGAAUACAGUUACACCUAUGCUAGAUGCCCUGCUCGAUGCAACGGCCAUUGUAGUGAUCUGUGGCCAAGUGCCCACAGCUGCCAAGGGCAAGGGAGCUUUCCAGGAAAUCAACAUUGAUGAACUAGCACGUACUUGUACGAAGUGGUCAACAUCUGUACAGAGCGUGUGGGAAUUGCCCAUGGUUGUUCGCUCGGCUUUUCAGCGUGCAGUGGAGGGCCGGCCUGGCCCAGUACUCAUUUCAGUUCCGAAAGAUAUUGCUCAAGUAACGUUCGAUGAGGAAGCUUUUAAGGCCUACAAGAACUUGACAGAUAGAUGCCUGGAACCAAGUUCCGAUUCUCCCAGCAAUAAUACCGCAAAAUCCUUGCAAGAACUAGAUCACGUUGCGGAACUGAUCAAUAAUUCUCGGCGUCCCAUCAUAUGCGCCGGGAAUGGUGCCCUUGCUACUCAAGAAGGCGUGGCGCUGCUGCGGAAGAUGGUGGAAAAUUAUCGCAUUCCUGCAGCUACCACGCUCCACGGGCUAGGGUGCUUUGACCACGGCGACCCACUCUCUCUAGGAAUGUUUGGGACCUAUGGGACGGCGUGUGCCAACUAUGCAAUCCAGAACGCUGAUCUCAUCCUCGUUAUGGGUGCCAGACUGGACGAACGUGCGGUUGGCAAAGCAUCUGGCUUUGCACCCUACGCUCGUGCAAAAGCCAAAGACGGCAAAGGAGGGAUCAUCCAUUUCGAUAUUAGUCCUGACUUUUUGGGGAAAUUUGUUACUCCCACUCGCGUCAUCCUCGGAGAGCUCUCAAACACUGUGAACGCGCUCCUCCAGCGAUUGAAACGGACAGAGCGCGCGGAUUGGCUGGGCCUAAUACAGCAGCUGAAGGAAGAGUAUCCUCUUCCACCCAUAUUAUCCGACCACGAGAACCCUCGGCCCCUUCCUCAAGAAGUUGUCACUGAGUUAAAUCGCCAGACGGCUUCUUUGCAAUAUCCAGUAACCAUCACUACUGGCGUCGGCCAACACCAGAUGUGGGCGGCCAAGCAAUACGACUGGAAGCAUGGUCGCUUUCUUGUCACGUCUGGUGGCCUCGGGACAAUGGGCUAUGGGCUUCCAGCCGCUAUUGGGUCGAAGACUGCUCGGCCUAACAAUGAUGUAAUCUGUAUAGACGGAGAUGCCUCCUUCUGUAUGACUAUGGCAGAACUCUUGACUGCAUCACAGCAUGGUGUCACCGUCAAAGUCAUCAUACUCAACAACCAAGAACAGGGGAUGAUUUCCCAGCUCCAACGCGAAAGUUACGGAGGGAGGACCUGCUACGCCCGGCAAGACAACCCCGACUUUGUUCGACUCGCGCGCAGCAUGAACUGUCAGGGAAAACGCUGCUUCUUCAAAGAGGACUUGCCCGAGUGCAUUGAUUGGCUUCUACGCUGUGAUGGAGUUGCUCUGCUCGACGUGCUAAUCGCGGAGGCAGAAAUGGUCCCCAUUGUCCCCAGUGGCCAAUCAUUAGACUGCAUGAAGUUCCAGUAA
Messenger RNA from Aspergillus neoniger CBS 115656, 1758 nucleotides. RefSeq names its product thiamine pyrophosphate-binding protein. Gene Ontology annotation, biological process: L-valine biosynthetic process. The coding region runs from base 1 to 1758 and encodes 585 amino acids. Lineage: Eukaryota; Fungi; Ascomycota; Eurotiomycetes; Eurotiales; Aspergillaceae. The record is from RefSeq and is a predicted model, not a curated record. Gene Ontology annotation, molecular function: flavin adenine dinucleotide binding; thiamine pyrophosphate binding; acetolactate synthase activity. Gene Ontology annotation, cellular component: acetolactate synthase complex; mitochondrion. The transcript is spliced from 2 exons.